Molecule: messenger RNA, 3576 nt
Organism: Alligator sinensis (Chinese alligator)
Lineage: Eukaryota; Metazoa; Chordata; Crocodylia; Alligatoridae
Gene: KCNT1
Product: potassium sodium-activated channel subfamily T member 1
Exons: 31
Coding region: 59-3538 (1159 amino acids)
Biological process (GO): potassium ion transport
Cellular component (GO): membrane
Molecular function (GO): intracellular sodium-activated potassium channel activity
Source: RefSeq, a predicted model, not a curated record
UGGAGCAAAGCGUGCGGUGGGGUGAGCUUGCAGGGCGACGUAGAAAGUCUGGAGUACCAUGGUCCAAGUCGAGUUCUAUGUAAAUGAGAACACCUUUAAAGAGCGACUCAAGCUGUUCUUCAUCAAAAACCAAAGAUCAAGCCUGAGGAUACGGCUAUUCAACUUUUCUCUGAAGCUUCUUACCUGCCUUCUCUAUAUUGUACGUGUCCUGCUUGAUAACCCAGCAGAGGGGAUAGGAUGCUGGGAAUGCGAGAAGCAGAAUUACACGACCUUCAACCAGUCCACAGAUAUCAACUGGGCUCCCAUCUUAUGGGUGGACAGGAAAAUGCCACUCUGGGCCAUCCAGGUCAGCAUUGCUUUAAUCAGCUUUCUAGAGACCAUGCUACUCAUCUAUCUCAGCUACAAGGGAAACAUUUGGGAGCAGAUUUUCCGCAUUUCAUUCAUCCUGGAAAUGAUCAACACGGUGCCCUUUAUCAUCACAAUCUUCUGGGCUCCUUUGCGGAAUUUGUUUAUUCCGGUUUUUCUGAACUGCUGGCUGGCCAAGUACGCCUUGGAAAACAUGAUAAACGAUUUGCAUCGUGCCAUACAGAGAACGCAGUCUGCCAUGUUCAAUCAGGUGCUGAUUCUCAUCUGUACCCUGCUGUGUCUUCUUUUCACAGGAACCUGCGGCAUCCAGCAUCUAGAAAGAGCGGGCGAAAACCUCUCCCUCUUCAAGUCCUUUUAUUUCUGCAUCGUGACCUUCUCCACGGUGGGCUACGGGGACGUGACCCCAAAGAUUUGGCCCUCGCAGCUCCUGGUGGUUAUCAUGAUUUGCGUAGCCCUGGUGGUGCUGCCUCUCCAGUUUGAGGAGCUCGUGUACUUAUGGAUGGAGCGCCAGAAAUCAGGGGGGAAUUACAGCCGUCACCGUGCCCAGACCGAGAAGCACGUUGUCCUCUGUGUCAGUUCGCUCAAGAUCGACCUCCUCAUGGACUUCCUCAAUGAGUUUUACGCUCAUCCCCGGCUACAGGAUUACUACGUCGUGAUCUUGUGCCCAACGGAGAUGGACAUACAGGUCCGGCGAGUCCUUCAGAUUCCUCUCUGGUCACAGCGAGUGAUCUAUCUCCAGGGCUCUGCGCUGAAAGACCAGGACCUCAUGAGAGCCAAAAUGGAUAAUGGAGAGGCCUGCUUCAUUCUCAGCAGUCGAAACGAGGUGGAUCGCACGGCUGCGGACCAUCAGACCAUCCUGAGAGCCUGGGCGGUAAAAGAUUUUGCCCCCAACUGCCCCCUCUACGUUCAGAUACUCAAGCCUGAAAAUAAGUUCCACGUCAAGUUUGCUGAUCACGUGGUCUGCGAGGAAGAGUGCAAAUACGCCAUGCUGGCUUUGAACUGCGUCUGUCCGGCAACCUCCACGCUCAUCACCCUCCUGGUUCACACGUCCCGGGGACAGGAAGGCCAGGAGUCCCCUGAGCAAUGGCAACGGAUGUACGGGCGCUGCUCAGGCAAUGAAGUUUAUCACAUCCGGAUGGGGGACAGCAAGUUCUUCAUGGAGUAUGAAGGGAAAAGCUUCACGUACGCUGCCUUCCACGCACACAAGAAGUACGGCGUCUGCUUGAUAGGCAUCAGGAGGGAAGACAACAAGAGCAUCCUGCUGACCCCCGGGCCGCGGCACAUCAUGGCAGCGUCGGACACCUGCUUCUACAUCAACAUCACCAAGGAGGAGAACUCCGCCUUCAUAUUCAAGCAGGAGGAGAAGCAAAAGAAGAAGGGGUUUGCGGGGCGAGGGGCCUACGACGGUCCCUCCAGGCUGCCUGUUCACAGCAUCAUCGCAAGCAUGGGAACAGUAGCCAUGGAUCUGCAAAAUACAGAGUGCCGGCCUGUUAACAGCAGCAAGCUGACCCUCCCGGCUGAAAACGGGUCAGGCACCAGGCGACCUAGCAUUGCCCCAGUGCUCGAGUUAGCUGACAGCUCUUCCCUCCUGCCCUGCGACCUGCUCAGUGACCAGUCAGAAGACGAGAUGACUCAGUCGGAUGAAGAAGGGCCUACGGUUGUUGAGUACGUGAAAGGCUACCCCCCCAACUCCCCCUACAUUGGGAGCUCUCCCACUUUGUGUCACCUCUUACCCGAAAAGGCCCCGUUCUGCUGCCUCAGGCUGGACAAGGGUUGCAAGCACAACAGUUUUGAAGACGCCAAGGCCUAUGGGUUUAAGAACAAGUUGAUUAUAGUCUCAGCAGAGACUGCCGGGAACGGGCUGUAUAAUUUCAUCGUCCCCCUCCGCGCCUACUACCGGUCCCGGAAGGAGUUAAACCCGAUUGUGCUGCUCCUGGAUAACAAGCCAGAUCAUCACUUUUUGGAAGCCAUCUGCUGUUUCCCCAUGGUUUACUACAUGGAAGGCACGAUCGAUAACCUGGACAGUCUGCUGCAGUGUGGCAUCAUUUACGCUGACAACUUGGUGGUGGUGGAUAAAGAGAGUACCAUGAGCGCCGAGGAAGAUUACAUGGCAGAUGCCAAAACCAUUGUCAACGUCCAAACCAUGUUCAGGCUGUUUCCAAGCCUCAGCAUCAUCACGGAGCUGACCCACCCAUCCAAUAUGAGGUUCAUGCAGUUCCGAGCGAAGGACAGCUACUCCUUGGCCCUUUCCAAACUAGAAAAGAAAGAGCGAGAGAACGGCUCCAACCUGGCGUUCAUGUUCCGGCUCCCGUUCGCCGCCGGCAGGGUGUUCAGCAUCAGCAUGUUGGAUACGCUGCUCUACCAGUCCUUCGUGAAGGACUACAUGAUCACCAUCACAAGGCUGCUGCUGGGCCUCGACACCACGCCGGGCUCGGGCUACCUCUGCGCAAUGAAGAUCACUGAAGAUGACCUGUGGAUCCGGACGUACGGCCGCCUCUUCCAGAAGCUCUGCUCUUCCAGUGCAGAGAUUCCCAUUGGGAUCUACAGGACCGAAUCGCACAUGUUUGCAACCUCCGAGCCUCAUGACAUCAGAGCGCAGUCACAGAUCUCAAUCAAUGUUGAGGAUUGCGAGGAUACCAAAGAUGUCAAGGAGCACUGGAGCAUCAAGACGAGCCAUCACAGGAACUCCUGCUCCAGCGACCAGUCUGAGCACCCCUUGCUACGGCGCAAAAGCAUGCAGUGGGCCCGCCGGCUGAGCAGGAAAGGAAACAAGCACACGAGCAAGACGGCCGAGUGGAUCAGCCAGCAGAGACUGAGUCUGUACAGGAGGUCGGAAAGGCAGGAGCUUUCGGAGCUCGUCAAAAACCGGAUGAAACACCUGGGUUUGCCCACCACGGGGUACGAGGAUGUAGCAAAUUUAACAGCCAGUGAUGUGAUGAAUCGGGUAAACCUUGGAUAUUUGCAAGAUGAAAUGAAUGACCACCAGAACACGUUGUCCUAUGUCCUAAUCAAUCCACCUCCGGACACGCGCCUGGAACUCAAUGAUAUCGUGUAUUUAAUACGCUCUGACCCUCUAGCGCAUGUAUCCAAUGACACGCACAGUCGGAAAAGCAGCUGCAGUAACAAGCUGGAUUCCUGCAAUCCUGAAACCAGAGAUGAAACGCAGCUCUGAAUGACCUUUGCACUGAACACGUGUCUCCUCCUCCUCAU